AUGUUUCCACAGUCGGGAAAAUCCAUUGUCUUUGACAACUUUCCCGAUCCCACGGACAGUUGGGAGAUCAUCGAGACCAUUGGAAAAGGGACUUAUGGGAAGGUUUAUAAAGUCCUCAACAAGAAGGAUGGGAGCAAGGCAGCUGUCAAAAUACUGGACCCCAUCCAUGACAUUGAUGAGGAGAUCGAGGCAGAGUACAACAUCCUCAAGGCUCUGUCCGACCACGCCAACGUGGUUAAGUUCUUUGGGAUGUACUACAAAAAGGACGUCAAAAACGGAGAUCAGCUGUGGCUGGUACUGGAGCUCUGCAAUGGCGGCUCGGUGACUGACUUGGCCAAGGGCCUGCUGAAGAGAGGGGACCGCAUGCAUGAGCCCGUCCUAGCCUACAUCCUACACGAAGCACUAAUGGGUCUGCAGCAUUUACACGUCAAUAAGACCAUCCACAGAGACGUCAAAGGCAACAACAUCCUUCUGACCACACAAGGGGGCAUCAAACUCGUAGACUUCGGCGUGUCGGCACAGUUGACGAACACGCGGCUUCGGAGGAACACGUCCGUGGGCACGCCGUUCUGGAUGGCACCGGAGGUGAUAGCAUGUGAGCAGCAGUUGGACUCCACAUAUGAUGCCCGCUGUGACGUCUGGUCAUUGGGCAUCACCGCCAUAGAACUGGGUGAUGGAGACCCGCCCCUUGCUGACCUCCAUCCAAUGAGAGCGCUCUUCAAAAUCCCCCGGAAUCCGCCCCCAACUCUACACCAGCCAGAGAUCUGGACCAGUGACUUCAACAACUUCAUCAGCAAGUGUCUGAUCAAGGACUUUGAGCUGCGGCCCAAUGUGCUGGACCUGCUGCAGCAUGCCUUCAUCAAGCAGACCGUUGGAUGCGAGAAGACCCUGCAGAAACAGCUGAUGGAGCUCAUCGAAGUCAACCAGCAGAUGGGCAGCGUGGAGAAAACAAGCCAACAUGGAAAGUCCGACACAGAUGCAGAGGGUGAUGGCAGGCAUGAACGGAUACACACCAAGAAGAAGAACGGCCUGAAAGGUGCCAAGGAGGCGGCGCAUGACACUGUAGACGACUUGGCAACCAUGGAGGUCCUGGAUGAGAACACUGUCACCGAGCAGCUGAGAGUCCGCUACGCCUCAGAGCAGAUCUACACAUACGUUGGGGAUAUACUCAUUGCUGUCAACCCCUUUCGAGACAUGGACAUCUACACGUCAGAGCACACAAAGAUGUACAUUGGAGCCAAGCGGACGGCCAACCCCCCACACAUAUUUGCUGUGGCAGACAUUGCCUAUCAGUCCAUGAUUUCCUACAACUCUGAUCAGUGCAUAGUGAUCAGUGGAGAGAGUGGUGCUGGGAAGACAGAGAGUGCCCAUCUCCUGGUGCAGCAGCUCACUGUCCUGGGCAAGGCUAAUAAUCGCACACUCCAAGAGAAGAUCAUUCUGGUAAACAACCUUGUGGAGGCCUUUGGCAAUGCCUGCACAGUCAUCAAUGACAACUCGAGCCGCUUUGGCAAGUACCUGGAGAUGAAGUUCACGGUUGGCGGAACAGUGGUGGGGGCCCAGAUCUCAGAGUACCUGCUGGAGAAAUCUCGCGUCAUCCACCAGGCUGUAGGAGAGAGGAAUUUCCACAUUUUCUAUUACAUCUAUGCUGGCCUGUCUGAGCGGAAGAAACUCGCCCACUACAAGCUUUCCGACAGCAAAACUCCCAAAUAUCUUCACAGCGAUCACAUCAAGCUGAUGGCAGACAUCAUGGGCAACACCUUCUACAAGGAGCAGUUUGAGGCGGUGGAGCAGUGCUUCAAAGUCAUAGGAUUCACCCUGGAGGAGCUGGGUAGCGUUUACAGCAUCCUGGCGGCCAUUUUGAAUGCAGGUGACAUUGAGUUUGCCUCGGUGGCCUCUGUGCACCAGACGGACAAGAGCAACAUCAGCAACACGGCCGUGCUGGAGAACACUGCCACGCUGCUGCGCAUCAGUGCGGAGGAGCUGCAGGAGGCGCUGACGUCACACUGCGUGGUGACGCGCGGAGAGACCAUCGUGCGCUCCAACACCGUGGAGAAGGCAGCCGAGGUGCGGGACGCCAUGGGCAAGGCCCUCUACGGACGCCUGUUCAGCUGGAUAGUCAACCGAAUAAACUCCUUACUCAGGCCCGACAACUAUGGGGAGGAAGACAAAGGGCUGAACAUUGGUAUCUUGGACAUCUUUGGCUUUGAGAACUUCAAGAAGAACUCUUUUGAGCAGCUCUGCAUUAACAUCGCCAACGAGCAGAUCCAGUUCUACUUCAAUCAGCACAUAUUCGCCUGGGAGCAGGAUGAGUACCUGAAUGAGGAGGUGGAGGCGCGUCUGAUCGAGUAUGAGGACAACCGGCCACUGCUGGACCUCUUCCUGCAGAAGCCCAUGGGCCUGCUGUCCCUGCUGGACGAGGAGAGCCGCUUCCCCAAGGCCACCGACCAGACACUCGUGGAAAAGUUUGAGGGCAAUCUGAAGUCCAAGAACUUCUGGAGGCCUAUACGAGUGGACCUGGGAUUUGGCAUCAACCACUACGCUGGCAAGGUGAUCUAUAAUGCAGCAGGCUUUCUUGCCAAAAACCGUGAUGCCCUUCCUGCUGACAUAGUCUUGCUACUGAGGUCCUCAGAGAACGACCUCACCCGCAAGCUAGUCACCAACCCCCUCACCAAAACAGGUAACCUGGCGCACACCAAGGGCAAGAAUGCCGCCAGUCACCGCAGUACACGGGCCACUGCGCGCUCCCUCAACUUCACCAAGGGAGAUGGAGGUGAUACCUCUCACCACCCCAGAGAAACGACGAACAUGAGGACCCAGACCGUGGCCUCGUACUUCAGAUACUCCCUAAUGGACCUGCUGUCUAAGAUGGUGGCGGGACAGCCCCACUUUGUGCGCUGUAUCAAACCAAACACCGACCGGCAGGCCAACAAGUUCGACCGGGAGAAAGUUCUGAUCCAGCUGCGCUACACCGGCAUCCUAGAGACGGCCAAGAUCCGUCGCCAGGGUUACUCCCAUCGCAUCUUAUUCCCCAACUUCAUCCAGAGGUACUAUAUGUUGGCAUUUCGGGGCCACGAAGAACCACCUUCAACUCCGGAGACCUGUGCGACCAUUUUGGAAAAAGCCAAACUUGAGAACUGGGCACUUGGCAAAACCAAGGUCUUCUUGAAAUACUACCAUGUGGAGCAGCUGAACCUGAUGACUCGUCUGACCACGGAGCGCAUUGUGCUGGUGCAGGCCUGCGUGAGGGGCUGGCUCGGAGCCAAGCGCUUCAAGAUGACCCUGCAAAAGAGAAACGAGAGUGCUGUAGUUCUGCAGUCAGCGUACCGAGGACAACGAGCACGGAAACAGGUUGCAGGUGACAAAAGCAAAGCCAAGUUAGAAUCCCGGAUUGUUCGGUUCCAAGCAAUCUGUAGAGGAUAUCUGGCCAGACAAGUGCUGAAGGCAUUAAUAGAUGAGAAGAAUAAAGCAGCCGCCAAAAUCCAAGCUCACUACAGGGGUCACAAGGAGAGAAAAAGUUUCAAAAAGAAAAAAGAAGCCAUGGAGCAGGAGAAGGCCCAGAAACUCAAGGAGAAGGAAGAGGAGGACACCAAACCCCCUGCCCCCAUGCAAGAGGGCAGCGACCAGACAGCGGAAGUGUCAGACAUCACAAACUCAGGUCCGGCUGGUGUAGCCGCAAGCUCAGACACUGCAGCCGCUGAAGAUGAUGAAGAGAAGGCUGCGGUAGUUCUCCAGAGCAACUACCGGGGCUACAAAGAAAGGAAAAAGUUCAAGGAACGAAAAAAGACUAUGGCUGGCGAAGAGCUGGCUAUGCCCUCAACAAUUGCCAGCAAUGACAAUGAACCAGAACCUUCCACCACGGGAAGAGUAGUAGAGAAGACUGAACCAGCUGGACCCGUUGGAGAGAACCAGGCUAUAGCUGAAGGAGAACCAGACACGCAACAGGAGGAGAAGGCUGCCACGGUGCUGCAGAGUAACUUCAGAGGGCAUAAGGAACGUCAGCGUCUGGAAAAGGAAGGCAAGCUGCCGAGGAGAGGGAAUGGAGAACAGAAAAGCACCCCCAAGGAGAGUCAGGACUCUCCAGAUGUGGAAGAGGCCACAGAAGCAAUAGAGGUGCAAGAGGAAGGGAGCACGGCCAAGCAGGGUGGGGGUGACGCAGGGAAGGUGCAAGGAGAGGGGUCCGUAGGAGAGGAGGAUGAAGAGAAGGCUGCUGUUGUUCUCCAAAGCAACUUCAGGGGCCACAAGGAGCGCAAGAAGCUACAAGAAGAAGGGAAGAUCCCAAAGAAGAAAGAGGCAACGCCAGCCAGUAGUGGGUCAAAGCCUGUACCGGAACCGAAAACGGAAUCGGAACUGGAGGUUGAAAUGGCCACAGAAUGUUUGCCUGAAUCAGGCCCUCAGGAACCGAACGUGGACCCAGAGGAAGAGAAAGCGGCGACUGUCAUCCAAAGCAACUUCCGAGGACACCGAGAGAGGAAGAAGCUGAAGGAGCAGAGAGAGGCAAACGGCCAAAAAGAAAAGGGAUGCGCAACACUAAAGGAGGAGACGGGAACAGAAAUGGCGGAAGAGGCGGAAGAGGCUCUGGAGCUCACCGAUAUUGAGGUGGAGCAUAAGACUAACUCCGAGCUGGAAGAGGAACAGCAGGCGGCCGUCAAGAUCCAGAGUAACUUCAGGGGUCACAGGGACAGGAAGCAGAUGAAGGCCAACACUCAGAAAGAGGCAGAGGAACUGGAACAAUUCACCAAACAGGUUGAGUAUGUCUCAACGGAGUGCUUCAGUGUGCAACAGAAACUGAAUGAGAUCAUCAUGGCACACCAGAUGGAUCCGAACACCAACGGCAUGUUCAUGAAGGGAAAAGUUGUGAAUGGCUACAAUCCCCCGUCACCAGUGGACAAGCAGUUACGCACUCCCCGGCGGACACAGAAACCAAAGACACUGAACACACCGGAGGAUUCCACAUAUUACACUCUUAUUCACAGGACUGUCCAGGAAGAGGAAAGGAAAAGGCCGGGGCCAAGAAAGAAAUGUGGGAGAAAGCUGCCAAACGUGGACGACCAGUAUUACCAGGACCUGUCCCCCCGUAGGUCCCCGGCUCCCUUACCCGACGACAGGGGCACAUCCUUGGGCUCCAGGAGUGCAGAGAGGCCCCUCUCUGAACCAGGGACUCCCGUGGCCCCCAGUGAGAAGCGGCGAUCGCUUCCCAAGAAAAUGCCAUCCGCGGAGAGUGAGGAAGGUGACAACCCCUACGACUACAGGAAACUCUUACGGAAGACAUCCCAGAGACAGAGGCUCAUCACACAAUGUUGACUAGCCGUCUGUACGUGUAUGGCACAGGUCUGGGAAAGAUGUGUCUGUGCAUGUGUGCGCGUGAGAGACGCCGAGAGGGUGAGAGAAGAGAGGAAGCGCGAGCGAGAGAGAGACGGUGUAACGUUGCUGUCGACCAUCUUUCUCACCGAGUGGAACUGACGUCUGCACAAAAUCAGACAACACAGCCGUUCUCUUUUCAGUACCUCUGUACAUGUUUACAUGUAGACUGUGUGUAUUGUAGUAGGAGGCACUGAUGUGGCACCGUGUUUCCUUGACUGCACCAUGCGAGGUCUUUCCAAGAUUUGGGCAAAUUCCAUUCCUUACCCACAUAAUAACACAUUGGAAGUCCUAUGGAGAUUGCAUGGUAUGCAGAUGGAGGUGGAAAGAAUAAGUGGCUCCUGCUGUAUUGGUUUCCAUUGUAAGAAUGGAAUGAAAUGAAACAGAAUGUUGUACGAAUGGGUUAGAUCUUGCCACUGAAUGAAUGAAGAUGAUCAAAAUAUGUCCUUUGUAUCAUCAAGCUAAAAAAAAAAGACCUUAAUGCUACACUCAUCUUUCUGUAAAUGAUGCAAUAUCUGAGCAAUCCACUUAUGGGAUCUAUUUAAGUCAUGAUUGGUGUGAUAUUGACAUCAUGCAGAGGAUUCUGGCCUCUGUCACAGUCUGAUUUUUUUGCCAUUUGUAUAUUACUAUGAAAUGAUGGUUAGUCCCAAAAUGUUUAAGUGAAGAACCAUCUGAGUCAGAAUCCCUUGUGCACUGUACAGUUGUUCACUCGCUGCACAUUUUCUCUUGUAAUAUAUUUUAUGUUUCUCUGUUCCUUAAUCACUAAUUAUUUACUAAAAGGUUUUAUGUCUGAAGUGGAUGAUGCUGGUCAGACGUCAAAAUGUGUAACUGUAAAUAGAUGGAGAAAAGAAUUGUGUCUCUGUCUUGUUGAUGAUCCUAUGUUUGUGCUGUACAUAUCCUUUUCAUGCACAAGAGAGUGCUGUGUAUGAUUUCACAAUGCCUGUCAUUUCAGAGUGUGAAUCUUAAUAGCACAUUGGCUUCAUUGACUAUACUGUACUUAUUAUUGUCAGAACAGAAUCUUGGCCAUAACAUUCACAUUCAUCACGGUUUGUUUGUAGA
Messenger RNA from Engraulis encrasicolus (European anchovy), 6417 nucleotides. It is a transcript of the gene myo3a, whose product is annotated as myosin IIIA. The record is from RefSeq and is a predicted model, not a curated record. Gene Ontology annotation, molecular function: protein binding; protein serine/threonine kinase activity; ATP binding. Gene Ontology annotation, biological process: positive regulation of filopodium assembly; regulation of actin filament length; sensory perception of sound. The coding region runs from base 1 to 5301 and encodes 1766 amino acids. Gene Ontology annotation, cellular component: myosin complex; stereocilium tip; filopodium tip. NCBI's taxonomy places the organism in Eukaryota, Metazoa, Chordata, Actinopteri, Clupeiformes, Engraulidae. The transcript is spliced from 36 exons.